AAAAAAGCCCGUUCUUCUCGUCUCAUCUCAUCUCAACUCAACUCAACUCACUCCUCUUGCUACUAGCCAGCGAGACGAGACGAGACCACCCAGAUAGAUAGACGAGGAUGUCGGCCUCUUCGCCGAGUGGCUGGAAGGUCGCGAGCCCCUGGACGGAGCAUCGGAAUGCGCAAGGCCGCGUCUACUGGUACCACCAGACAGAGAAGCGCAGCGUGUGGGAGAAGCCGAGCGAGCUCAAGACGGCCAAGGAAAGGGCAAUUGACUCGACGCCGUGGAAGGAGUACCAGAGCGGGGAGCGAAAGUACUAUGUCCACUCGGUGACAAAGGAGAGCAGCUGGUCGCUGCCCAAGGAGCUCAAGGACCUCUUCGACCAGAUCCCUGAUGAGGAGCAGACGCAGUCGCCCGGCCCAGGCGCAGCAGACAACCAGAGUCCAGCCGCCACGGCCAUGUCACCACAUGGCGCUGCACCCGCGCAGUGGCAGCAGGUCGCUCCCGGAGCAUCGACAGCGGCGACACCCCGACCGCCCAUGGGAGUCCCUGCUUCGGCAUCCCCGCUUGGGUCGAUGUCGUCCCCCGCCGGUGCCACCGCAGCAAUGCCAUCCCCUCUCCCACCUACCCCUGCUUCCGCUGCACCACUUUCUGCCUCGCUCCCCGCGCGGCCCCCACCACAGGCCGUCUCGGCCUCGGUGAGCAUCGCGGGUGGCGAAGAGGCCUUUUUGCAUCUCCUGCGCGAAAAGGGCGUCGAUGCGUCGUGGAGCUGGGAACAGACGAUGCGGGCCAUCAUCACGGAGCCGCUGUACAAGAGCCUCAAGACGCUGGCAGAGCGCAAAGCUGCCUAUGGCAAGCACAUUGCCGCCCUCAAGGAUGAGGAGGAGGCGAGGACGAGGGCAAUGGCUGCCGAGGUCGAACCAAAGGUCAGGGCCGAGGUCGCGGCCAACGCGGCUAGAUUCCCCCACUGGCUCUCGUACGAAGGCGUCGUGGCCCGGGGUGGCCCACGCACGGCCUGGAAGGCCCUCGAAAAAGUCGGCGAGCGCCAGGCGAGAGACCUGUGGGAGACGAUGCGAAGGGAGCUGAGGGACAAGGAGGAAAAGGCGCAGCGGGAGCUGAGGCACCGCAACAUGGACAUGCUCAUGUCGCUCCUCAAGACGUUUGAGGCCGACGUCAUGACGCGCUGGAAAGACGCCAGGCAGACAGUGAUUGAGUCGGAGGAGUGGACCACCGACGCCCAUCUGAGGAGCAUGGACGUGGGCGACAUGAUCGAUGUCUUUGACGAGCUCAUGAAGGGCAUCGAGCGCGACAAGACGCAGGAGAUGAAGGACAAGGCCAAGAAGAGGAAGCGCGACGACCGAAAGAGGCGCGACUGGUUCAGGGCCAAGCUCGACGGGCUGAAAAAGGAGGGCGUCUUGACGAGGCGAUCUGUGUGGCCUGACGUACAUGCGCGGGUCAAGGACGAGCCUGAGUACAAGGAGAUGCUCGGACAGCCGGGCAGCACGCCCCUCGAGCUCUUUUACGAUGUCGUCGACGAGCUCGAGAGCAGCUUCAGGGCCCUCGUCCACGAUGUCGAGGAUGCCCUCUGGUCGAGCAAGGACAAAAACUGGAAGGUCAAGGAGGACACGACAUGGGACGAAUUCAAGGCAAAGAUCGACGAGGCUGCUUCGCACACGCUAAAAGACAAGCAGGAUGACGAGCUGAGACCUGUCUUUGACGAGCUGGUGCACAUUGCAGGCCAGCGUAAGAGAGACGAGCAGAGGCGGGCCGAGCGAAAGCUGCGCCACCUUUCAGACGACCUCCGGUACGCCCUCAAAAAGGUCGACUUGCCGGCGUUUGACUCUGAAGAGGAGCUCGAUGCCAAGAAUUGGGCCGAGUGGAAGGUCGUGCUGGCAGGGCUGGACCUGAGGGAAUGGCAGGCGUUUGAUCAAGUGCAAUCGAUGGGCGAAGACGCCAUCGACGAGGCAAGAAAGUCGGCGUGGGAGAGGUUCGUCAAGCGUCAAAAGAUUGAGGAAGCACGAGCGUCUCUUUCCUCGAGAAAGAGGAGAAGCGAUGCGGCAGACGUCGGGGAGGACGAAGGCGCCAGUGGGAAACGGCGGCAUCCCGACGAGGAAGGCAAGUCUCGGAGCACGAGCAGAAGAGAACGCAGGACAGGGGCAGACCUCGAUGCGGACAAAGAGAAGCAGCAGACUCGCAAGGUGCGUAAUGAGCGGUGAAGCUCAAGGAGGUCCGCAGACACUGACCCUGUUCUCUUCGUCUCCAGCGACCGAAGACGGGAGAAGGAAACGGGAAGGCUAGCGAAAG
This is a messenger RNA of Acaromyces ingoldii, 2292 nucleotides long. RefSeq lists its product as hypothetical. Gene Ontology annotation, biological process: mRNA cis splicing, via spliceosome. The coding region runs from base 108 to 2204 and encodes 698 amino acids. Lineage: Eukaryota; Fungi; Basidiomycota; Exobasidiomycetes; Exobasidiales; Cryptobasidiaceae. Gene Ontology annotation, molecular function: protein binding; RNA binding. The record is from RefSeq and is a predicted model, not a curated record. Gene Ontology annotation, cellular component: U1 snRNP; U2-type prespliceosome. The transcript is spliced from 5 exons.